CUGCAUUUUAGCUGUUGCUUUCAGUUCGGUUUAAAUUACUUCGUUUUUUGUAGGUCUAUUUUUACAAAUUUUUAUCUUCCAAAUAAAAUUAAUUUACAACAAUAAAACUUUAUUGAUAAAGUAAAGCAUAAAGUGUUCAUAUAUUUCGGAGUCGUGUUCAAUAGCAUACCUCAAUAGGUAACUAUGAAUUCUCCACUUCAUAUCGAAGUGGUCCAAAAAAGACAAAGUCGUGCGAAUAAAGACCAUGUCAAAGGGAUCGUGCAUUCAUAUCUGUCUAACUUUGCAUGUUUAACGCCCGGUGCUAUCAUAACUAAAGAAGAGAUAGAGGAAAGCUCAGAAUUGAGAGACCACGUACAGUCCAUUGCGAUCUGCGAUAUCGACUACGAAUCCGAAGUGCAAAUGACCAAUGUCGAAUUGGUCUAUCACGUAUACAAGCUGGACAACUUCGGCGCCGAGACCGACACCAUGACUGACACCGCGUCCGGCGACGAGUCGGCCGCCGCGGACGUGUGGGCCCUGCCUUCCGAGGAGUUCCACGGUCUCUGGGAGAAUCUGGUGUACGAUUCCAAGCUGAAGGAGGACACGCUCCGAUUCGCCGAAACGGCUUUCGAGUUCGCCGAGCGGGGCGUCGACCGGAACAUCGUCGGCUGCAACAGGGUGAUCCUGCUGCACGGGCCGCCCGGCACCGGCAAGACGAGUCUGUGCCGGGCGCUCGCGCAGAAGCUCGCCGUUCGACUCGGCGAUCGGUUUCCGCGAGCCCGGCUGCUCGAGAUCAACGCGCACGGUCUCUUCUCCAAGUGGUUCUCCGAGAGCGGCAAGCUGGUCGCGCGCCUGUUCGACCGCGUGCGCGAGAUCGUCGAGGACCCGCGGCUGCUCGCGUGCGUGCUCGUCGACGAGGUGGAGUCGCUGGCGCACGCGCGGCGCGCCGCCCUCGCCGGCCUCGAGCCCUCCGACUCGAUCCGCGCCGUCAACGCGAUCCUGACGCAGCUGGACCGGCUGCGGCGGCACCCCAACGCGCUGGUGCUGGCCACCUCCAACGUGACGGGCGCCAUCGACGCGGCGUUCGUGGACCGCGCGGACGUGAAGCGGUGGGUGGGGCCGCCGUCGGCGCGCGCCGCCUACGAGAUCCUGCGCGGGUGCUGCGCCGAGCUGGCGGCGCGCGGCGUGGUGGCGGGCGGCGAGCGCGCCUUCCCGCUGCGGGCGCUGGAGGGCUCGCGGUUCGCGGAGAGCGAGGCGUCGCGCGCGUCGCUGCGGCUGUGGGCGGCGGCGCGCGACGCGGCGGGCGCGGGGGCGUCGGCGCGGGCGCUGCGUCGGCUGCCCCUGCUGGCCGCGGCGCUGCACUGCCCGCGCGCCACCACCGCGAGCGUCGCGCCGGACCUGCCGCGGUUCGUGGACGCGCUGCACGCGGCGCUGCGACACCACCUCGCCGACGCCGAGCUGCUCGAUGCGCCCGCCCAGUGACGGACUUCCCUCUUAUGCGGUAUUUUUAAGUGUAAAGUGCUGUUUUUUCUUCGGAAGGCUGGUCCUUUCCGGUGAUACCGCCUGUGACUUAUGCGAAUCUGGGAUUUCCGUUGUGUCUGCGGUACGAUUAUUUUAAUAAAUAAUUUACAUUUUCGAUGUCUGCGUUUGUACUUUGAUGUCGUUCCCCUUUUUGUAUUUGACUACGUUUAUCUCUUACUUGUUUAGAAAAAAGUUUGUCGACAAUGUUUAAGAUGUGAAGAUUAUUUGAUAGUUGAAAACUUGUUAUACGUGAUAUCUUGUAAAAUAUAAAAUAAAAAAUGCUUUUUAAAAACAAGCUUUUAUUUAAUUGCGCAUAAAAGAAUAAAAUUAAAACUUUUACUAUCAACUUAUGACGUUAUUACACAAAUUAUAUAAAAUAAAAGCUGCCAGAUUUAAGUAGGUAUGUAUACUAGUAUUUAUUUAGUCCGUUUUUUUUUUAAUUUAAUUAUCUUGUUUAUCUAUUAGGUAAAUAUUGCUAAAAGGUUUGAU
Messenger RNA from Chilo suppressalis (striped riceborer), 1989 nucleotides. The record is from the annotation of a GenBank genome assembly. Lineage: Eukaryota; Metazoa; Arthropoda; Insecta; Lepidoptera; Crambidae.